Messenger RNA from Hyaena hyaena (striped hyena), 1359 nucleotides. RefSeq names its product actin-85C-like. The record is from RefSeq and is a predicted model, not a curated record. The transcript has 10 exons. Bases 181 to 1296 code for a protein of 371 amino acids. Lineage: Eukaryota; Metazoa; Chordata; Mammalia; Carnivora; Hyaenidae.
GACAGCCCGGCUGCCGGGGGAUGUCCCCCACACGGGCGGCCUUGGCCAAGGAGGCAGGCAGGAAGAGACAAUGUCACUGAGUGCAACCAGCGAUCGCUAAGUAAACACGAGGCCCCUCGGGACUCGGGCCCACAGACGCCACGUCUCUUCCCAGGGAGCACACAGCCCAUCCAGGCUGGGAUGGACACACCCCUCGUGUGCGACUACGGCUCAGGCUUCAGCAAGGUGGGCUUUGCGGGCACGGAGGCCCCCCUGGGCGUGUUCCCCACCCUCCUCGGGAAACUUCGGCAAGACAAUCUGCUGGCGGGCGUGGAGAAGGAAGACUGCUUCCUCGGGGACGAGGCUCAGCAAAAGCGAGGGGAGCUUAGCCUGCAAUAUCCCGUCUCCCGGGCGGCCAUCACGAGCUGGGACAACAUGGAGAAGAUCUGGCACCACUCCUUCUACCAGGUGCUCCGUGUCGCCCCGGAGGAGCACCCUCUCAUGAUGACGGAGCCGCCUCUGACCACAGCGUCCAACAAAGAAAAGGUGUCGCAGAUCCUGUUUGAGACCUUCAACGUGCCCGCCCUGUACGUAGCCAACCUGGGAGUCCUUUCUCUCUACGCCUCCGGCCAGACCUCCGGAACAACCGUCGAAUCUGGAGAAGGGAUGACGUACGUUGUGCCCGUCAUUGAUGGCUGUCCUUUGCCUCAGUCAACUGUCCAGGUGGACUUGGCAGGCCAGGACCUAACCAUGUUCCUCCUGCAGCUGCUGACCCGCAGUGGACACUCGUUGGUGACCACAGGUGAGCUGGAGUACAUCCGGAGCAUAAAAGAGCAAUACUGCUACGUGGCCUUGGACUUUGACAGGGAAAAAAUAAACACCGACUCGCCUUCCUACGCGCAGAAAUGUCAGCUGCCCGAUGGCCAGGAGGUCACGCUCGGGCAGGAGAAGUUCCUCUGCCCCGAAGUGCUUUUCCAGGCAGACCUCAUAGGGAGGAACGACCUGGGCAUCCACAUGAAGGCCUUUCAGAGCAUCAGCUCCUGCAGUCGCGACUUCUGGAAGGUUCUCUUCAGCCACAUUAUAUUGUCCGGAGGUACCUGCUCCUGUCCCGGCCUGCGGUUCCGGAUGCAGAGAGAACUAUCCAGCCUGGUCUCCCCUAGCAUUAGUGUGAAGGUAUCCACCUGCCCCUAUUCCACGUACAGCGCCUGGAUGGGCGGCUCCAUCCUGUGCUCGCUCUCCACCUUCAAGGACAUGUGGGUCACCAGCCAGGAGUAUCAGGACAUCGGUUCCUCUGUCAUCAGCAGGAGAAGCUUCUGAUUUGUGGCUUUGUGGAUGCCGUCUCCUGGCCUGUCCAUGCCAACUCCUCCUUGGCUGCAUUGA